Molecule: messenger RNA, 900 nt
Organism: Mycena indigotica
Lineage: Eukaryota; Fungi; Basidiomycota; Agaricomycetes; Agaricales; Mycenaceae
Exons: 4
Coding region: 1-900 (299 amino acids)
Source: RefSeq, a predicted model, not a curated record
AUGGGCAUUGGGCAACACAGCCGUGGGAGGUCCGGCGAGUGCCAGCCUGGGGCGACGUCCGCGGAGGGCAGACGAUACGAUACGCAUCGCUGGCGGUGGCGGCUUGCAGUCGGACUGGAUGUACGGCCCCACCUCGGCUGGGCGCUAAUAAACUUUUUUGCGCGCUUCGCGAUGCCGGUGGAGCGGGAUCGAUAUCGCGGUCCCCUAGACGACGCUGCUCCGCUUUCUCUUUCCUCACUUCGACGCUCCGUCCCACCCACCUACCCUAACAACCCACACCGUCCUUCGACACCACCCUCCUUUUUUCGUGUUACGAUGCCUUCGUUCGCCCAGCUCGCUGCCGUCUCCACCCUCGCGUUCGCCGCGCUUACCGGUGCCGCCCCCGUUGCCGUCCAGCAGCGCCAGCUCGCCUCCCUCCCCGACAUCCUCACCGGGCUCCUCGCUGACCUCACGCCCGUGACCGACCUCCUCAACUCCAUCACCGCCUCCAACGCGACCACCGAGGUCGUCGGCCCGCUGCUCACGCAGGUCGGGGACAUCGUGAACCCCGCCGUCGCGCAGAUCGCCGCGCUCGCGGGCCAGCCCGUGGGCACCAUCCUCGCGUCCGCCGAGGGCGUCGUCGACGCGACCGGCGUCGCCACGCUCAUCCAGCCGAUCCUCGCCACCACCACCGGCGCGCUCAACUCCGUCCUCGCCGUCGCCAACGCGGCCGGGGCCGGCGCCGCCCUUCAGCCGCUCCUCGCCGAGGCGGGCUCGCUGCUCAACCCUAUUUUGGCCACCGCCGCCCCGCUCGUGAACGGCCUCCUCGCCGCCGCCGCGCCCGUCCUCGGCCCCGUGCUCAAGCUGACGAACGACCUCGGCCUCGGCCCCGUCCUCCAGCUCGUCGAGGGCCUCCUCUGA